GUUAGAAUGUAGGUCAGAGGUCACCAGGUGGUCAACAACAUGGCGGACCAUGGGAACAAGAAAGACGCAAAAUCCCGUCGUUUUGAGACGAUUUUGGGACACGUUUCUUCGAACGACGGUCCCAAAUCUGCAAAUGACAAAGACAAGGUUCAGCUAAAGAUGAAGAAAUGCGGAGAAGUUAAGAGCGUGAUUUCUAAACACAGACAGGAGGUCUUGAAGUGGAAUGGCUGGGGCUACAAAGACUCCAAGUUCAUUAUCAACAAGAAAGGACUGGCAGAAUUUGUUGGAGAAAGGUAUCGUCUGAGUGGGAUGGUUCUCCCAUCUCUAGUCACCUGGAUGGAGAAGAACACAGGUGGGGACAUACAGCACAUCUCACCUGCACAGCCUGAGAGAAAGCCAGAAGAUGUCCCAGAGCCAGUGACCAAUGAAGACUUCCUGAAAGACGUCUCAGAGCUUGACAUCAGCUGCUCCCAAGACCCGCUCGAUCGAGAGUUCCACGCACACGGCCACACCUUACAUGAGAUCUUCAUCCUAAGGGAGGGGCGCUUCAAGAGGGUGCCAGAUAUCGUCAUCUGGCCAGGUAGCCAUGAUGAUGUAGUGAAGGUUGUGAGACUGGCCACAAAGCACAAUGUGUGUAUCAUCCCUUAUGGAGGUGGUACAACAGUGUCUGGUGCCUUGCUGUGUCCUGAAGAGGAGACAAGGAUGAUUGUCUCUUUGGACAUGUCACAAAUGAACAACAUCUUGUGGUUGGAUGAGAAAAACCUGACCAUGUGUGCAGAGGGUGGCAUCAUUGGACAGGACCUAGAGAGGGAGUUGAACUUGAAGGGCUUCACCACUGGCCAUGAGCCUGACUCUAUAGAGUUCAGUUCACUGGGAGGCUGGGUCGCAACAAGAUCCUCCGGGAUGAAGAAAAACAUCUACGGGAACAUCGAAGACCUGGUGGUGCAUGUGCGGAUGGUGACCCCCCGUGGAGUGAUUGAGAAGAACUGCCAGGUGCCCCGGAUGUCCACAGGACCGGACAUUCACCACGUCAUCAUGGGGUCCGAAGGAACCCUGGGGGUAGUGACGGAGGUUACCAUGAAGAUCAGACCUCUCCCUGAGAUGAAGAAGUAUGGGUCGGUCAUCUUCCGCAACUUUGAGGAUGGAGUCGCCUGUCUGAGAGAGAUCGCCCGACAGAGAUGUGCCCCGUCUUCCAUCCGACUCAUGGACAACAUGCAGUUCCAGUUUGGUCAAGCCCUGAAGCCCCAGGCUGGAAGCAUAUUCACUUCCUUUGUGGAUGGUUUGAAGAAAAUGUACAUUACUAAGUGGAAAGGUUUUGACCCCAACGAACUCUGCGUGGCAACACUACUGUUCGAGGGUGCCAAAGAGGAAGUUCUGGCCCAGGAGAAAAGAGUGUAUGAAAUCGCCAGCCAGUUUCGAGGUCUCCCGGCUGGAGAAGAGAAUGGCCAGAGAGGAUAUAUGCUCACAUUUGUCAUCGCAUACCUGAGGGAUUUGGGAUUGGAACACUACAUAGUGUCUGAGUCCUUUGAAACAUCUGUACCCUGGGACAGGGUGUUGGACCUAUGCAGAAAUGUGAAAGAACGUCUGACCAGGGAAUGUCACGAGAAAGGUGUCCAGUUUCCACCCAUGAACACUUGCAGAGUCACACAGACGUAUGACAGCGGUGCCUGUGUUUACUUCUACUUUGCCUUCAACUACCGAGGCCUGAGCGACCCAGUACAUGUCUAUGAGGAGGUAGAGAAUGCAGCAAGGGACGAGAUCUUGGCCUGUGGAGGAAGCUUGUCCCACCAUCAUGGAGUUGGCAAGUUGAGGAAGAAGUGGCUGAGCCAGACGGUGUCUGAUGUAGGCAUCGGGAUGAUGAAGGCCGUCAAGCAGUACACAGACCCUCAAAACAUCUUUGGUAGCAACAAUCUAAUCACACUGGAGAAGGCUAAACUGUAAGCCAGCACCAGAAGGUCUAAAAACAGCUGCUAAAAUUCUGUACAAUGGCACUCGCAAAUUCCAAAACGGUAACAAGAUUUGUUUUACCUUGUUUAAGAACACAAUUCCAAACUUGAUAUAUAAGUCUUAGACUAAACGUAAGUCUUUUAUGAAAUGUAUUUCAGCUAAUUAAAAUUAUUCAAGCAUACAUAAUCAACAAAAGCAGGUCAACAAUAAAGCAUAGGUCAUGAAAUUUCAGGGCAACUUUUACUACUGGUGUCAUUGGGAAUGGGGGUGGAUACUGGUUUGGUUAGUACAUGUAGGUCCAUGUCCAGGUUUACUUGCAGAGGUUCAGGUCUGGACACGUUUGUUUGGUUUUAUUUAACCAAAUUACAAUCAUAUUUAAAAGUAGUAAAUCUAAAAGGAGUGAGACCCAGUGCACACUGAACUCAAUAGCUGCCUGCAGCACUGGUCUUGGUAGAAAAAUGAGCUAGCUAUAGAGAAUUAUGGAUAGCAAGUCAUCUCAUGGAAGAGCCGUGCAAUAGGUGAUAUUGUGCAUAUUAGUCAUAGGAAACAUAUCUUUUUGAUCGUAGGUCAAAAUGCUUUAGAUUGCUAUCUGGUAGAAGAAAAACUACUCAACAGCUGACAUUGUCUUGGAACCCCAAAACUGAUGUGAGCCUGCAAAUACAGGUCUUGGCCUUUGGCAUUCCAUGACAUAAGUAUCUGUUUCCAAAUACGU
This is a messenger RNA of Branchiostoma floridae (Florida lancelet), 2659 nucleotides long. Its product is annotated as alkyldihydroxyacetonephosphate synthase, peroxisomal-like. Gene Ontology annotation, biological process: lipid biosynthetic process. The coding region runs from base 40 to 1941 and encodes 633 amino acids. NCBI's taxonomy places the organism in Eukaryota, Metazoa, Chordata, Leptocardii, Amphioxiformes, Branchiostomatidae. The transcript is spliced from 21 exons. The record is from RefSeq and is a predicted model, not a curated record. Gene Ontology annotation, molecular function: FAD binding; alkylglycerone-phosphate synthase activity.